AUGGCGUCUCCUCCGAAGCCCUGGGAGCGUGCGGGCGCUACUACCGCCACUUCUGCCUCGUCGCUGACUUCUUCUGCCGCGACCUCUCCCAGCCUGACCGCUGCAUCGACUUCGACCGUCGCGACGACUGCUGCGACGACUACCGACUCCACCUCCACACCCGCGAUUCCUGCUCGCCCAGCCACUCUGACCGCUGCCGUUAAUCAGAACGCUUCCACCUACAGCAGGCCCUACGGAAGCACGCCGUACAGCACCUACAGCUCAUACAGCUCGUACACUUCGCCCUACUCGUCUCCCUACAACCGCUUUGGCUACGGCGGCUACGGCUCUUACGGCGGCAUGUACGGCGGCUACGGUGGUUACGGCGGCAUGUAUGGCGGCAUGCCUCCGUACGGAAUGGCCGAUCCCAACAAUCCGAACAGCCUUACCCAGCGUUUCAGCAUGAGCACCCAGGCCACCUUCCAGAUGUUGGAGGGCAUCGUCCAUGCCUUUGGCGGUUUCGCCCAGAUGCUGGAGAGCACCUACAUGGCGACUCACUCGAGCUUCUUUGCUAUGAUUUCUGUCGCUGAGCAGUUUGGCAACCUUCGCGACACCCUUGGCUCUGUUCUCGGCAUCUUUACCAUCAUGCGCUGGAUUCGCACUCUCAUUGCGAAGCUCACCGGCCGCCCUCUUCCCGCCGAUGCCAAGUCCCUCACUCCUGCUGCUUUCGCGCGCUUCGAGGGUCGCCAGAACCCGCUCGGCGAGGCCGGCGCUCCUCCCAAGCCCAGCCGCAAGCCUCUUCUCUUCUUCCUGCUUGCUGCGUUUGGCUUGCCCUAUGUUAUGAGCAAGAUCGUGCGCUCGAUGGCCCACAAUGCCGAAGAGGAAGAGCGUCGCCGCCAGCUUCUGGCUGCUCAGGCCGCUCUCGACCCGUCUAAGCUCGAGUUCUGCCGCGUUCUUUACGACUUCUCGCCCGCCGCCCAAGGCCAGGCCAGCAUGGUCGAGGGCGUCGACCUCGAGGUGCGCAAGGGCGAUCUCGUCGCCGUUCUGAGCAAGAGCGACCCGCUUGGCAACCCAUCCGAGUGGUGGCGUUGCCGUGCCCGCGACGGCCGUAUCGGCUACCUGCCGUCCACCUUCCUUGAGGUUAUGCGCCGUCCUGGCCAGCCCCUCGCCGCUAUUAAGGAUGCCCCGUCCUCCACCGCCAGCGAGUCCAGCCGUGCCAACUCCAUGACGAGCUCCGUUGCCAUGCCCGGCGCCUUCACUCCGGCUAAUGCUGACAAGCCGGUUCCUCCUCCGCUACCGUCUACGAAGGUUGGCGACGUGACGGUUGAGAGCUUCCAGAAGUCUCAGUUCUACUCUUGA
This is a messenger RNA of Thermochaetoides thermophila DSM 1495, 1338 nucleotides long. Its product is annotated as putative peroxisomal membrane protein. Gene Ontology annotation, biological process: protein import into peroxisome matrix, docking. The record is from RefSeq and is a predicted model, not a curated record. NCBI's taxonomy places the organism in Eukaryota, Fungi, Ascomycota, Sordariomycetes, Sordariales, Chaetomiaceae. The transcript is spliced from 3 exons. Gene Ontology annotation, cellular component: peroxisomal importomer complex; peroxisomal membrane; peroxisome. Bases 1 to 1338 code for a protein of 445 amino acids. Gene Ontology annotation, molecular function: protein binding.